AGAGAAGGGAGAAAAAGAAAAAUGGAGAAGAGGACCCGUUCGGCUCGAGCGCCGGCGUUAGUAGGCCGUCUGGCGGCAACUGAGCGAGGUGGAGGCGUCCGGCUCUGGUGCCGGCGGCGAGAGGGACGGCCAGAGCGGCGACCGCUCACAGUGGAUGAGGCCCGGUUCGGCUCCGGCUCCGACGCCAUCGAGAAGAGCGGCCGGAGCUGCGGCGGCGACGGCAAGAGGGACGGUCGAACCAACGGCGGCCUGAGCUGGAGCCAAACGGAGGGAGCAAAGCGAGAGGCUGAAGGAAAUCAGUUUACGUCCACUCCACCCAUCUGUCCAACCGAAGAUCCCUCACCCGAAUCCACCUCCACCUCCCUCUCCGGCGGCGGCAAUGGCCGGCGGCGAGUACACCCCGGCCGACGCGGAGGCGGACCUGCUGCUCCCGCCGCCGGCGGGGGCGGCGGAGGAGCGCCCCCCCCUGCCGGCGGACACGCUGGGGAUCGCGUACGCCAUCUUCUUCAUCCUCGGCACCGGCUUCCUCCUCCCCUGGAACGCCUUCAUCACCGCCGUCGACUACUUCUCCUACCUCUACCCGGGCGCCCCCGUCGACCGCGUCUUCUCCGUCUCCUACAUGCUCGCCUGCUUCCUCCCGCUCCUCCUCAUCGUGCUCUGCUUCCCCAAGUCCAGCGCCCCGGCCAGGGUCAACACGGGCCUCGCGCUCUUCACGGCCGCGCUCCUCGUCGUCCCCGUCAUGGACGCCGCCUACGUCAAGGGGGUGCCCCGCCUGUACGCCGCGUUCGACGUCACCGUCGCUGCCACGGUGCUGUGCGGCGUCGCCGACGCGCUCGUGCAGGGCGGUGUCAUCGGCUUCGCCGGCGAGCUCCCCGAGCGGUACAUGCAGGCCGUCGUCGCAGGAACCGCAGUCUCAGGUGUACUUGUCUCGGCAUUGAGGGUAAUCACCAAAGGAGUAUAUCCACAAGACAGCCAUGGAUUAAGGAAGAGCGCAAUCCUCUACUUCGUUGUUAGCAUUGUUGUCAUGAUCAUCUGCAUAGUGUGCUAUAAUGUGGCCGGCAAGCUUCCUAUUAUCGUAUACUACAAGAACAUCAAGAAGAGGGCUCAGAAGGCAGAGGAGGAUGGUGGCAUGUCUGGAUCAUCCUGGAGGUCAACCUUGUGGAGCAUUGUUGGGAGAGUGAAAUGGCAUGGGAUAGGGAUAGCUAUCAUCUAUGCAAUCACUCUCUCCAUAUUUCCUGGAUACAUCACAGAGGAUGUGCACUCUGAGGUGCUCAAGGACUGGUACCCCAUCAUACUCAUCACCGCCUACAACGUGUUCGAUCUUAUUGGCAAGUCACUGCCUGCGUUCUACUUCCUCGAGAACGCCAAUGUUGCUGUCGCAGGGUCGUUUGCAAGGCUCCUGUUUUACCCUCUCUUCUAUGGCUGCCUCCAUGGACCCAGCUUCUUCCGCACCGAGAUCCCGGUUACCAUCCUGACAUGUCUUCUUGGACUCACCAAUGGAUACCUGACCUGCAUCCUUAUGACCCUCGCACCCAAGGCUGUGCCAAUCCAACACUCCGAGACAGCCGGUAUAGUCAUAACGCUGUUCCUUGUCGCUGGGCUGGUCGUUGGUUCAUUUGUUGCUUGGUUUUGGGUCAUUUGAUAGUUCUAGUCCCACCGUCCCGUGUAUCCAUUCCUUUGUAUCAUAGUGCCAUGCUCAAGUUCACUGUUUUACUUGUUUAUUUACGCAUCAAACGGCCAAGGGGUAUGUAAUUUGUUAGUGUAAGCCAGACAAUACUGGUCCUGAUGCCUGUAAUUUGCUAUUCAUGGAAUGCAAUCCACUGCCAUAUUAACAUUCCCAGCUCACAUGAAAAUUCAUGUUGUUUUUAUGAAUUU
Molecule: messenger RNA, 1875 nt
Organism: Oryza brachyantha (malo sina)
Lineage: Eukaryota; Viridiplantae; Streptophyta; Magnoliopsida; Poales; Poaceae
Product: equilibrative nucleotide transporter 1-like
Exons: 3
Coding region: 380-1642 (420 amino acids)
Biological process (GO): nucleoside transmembrane transport
Cellular component (GO): plasma membrane
Molecular function (GO): nucleoside transmembrane transporter activity
Source: RefSeq, a predicted model, not a curated record